Molecule: messenger RNA, 1770 nt
Organism: Boleophthalmus pectinirostris (great blue-spotted mudskipper)
Lineage: Eukaryota; Metazoa; Chordata; Actinopteri; Gobiiformes; Gobiidae
Gene: ube2g1a
Product: ubiquitin-conjugating enzyme E2G 1a (UBC7 homolog, yeast)
Exons: 6
Coding region: 144-656 (170 amino acids)
Biological process (GO): proteasome-mediated ubiquitin-dependent protein catabolic process; protein polyubiquitination
Molecular function (GO): ubiquitin conjugating enzyme activity
Source: RefSeq, a predicted model, not a curated record
GGCAACCCUGACCCGAAGAAGAAUACGGAGAAUGACGAGAUCCAGAGCCGAAAAUAGACCAGCUACUUUUCAGUCAACGCUUUGUUAACACGAUUAUAUCUAAAUAACGUUAUUGAACACCGUAGCACUGAAUUGGCUAAAGUAUGACAGAGCCCCAGUCUGCAUUGUUGCUCAAGAAACAGCUUGCAGAGCUGAACAAAAACCCAGUGGAGGGAUUCUCGGCAGGUUUGAUUGAGGAAAGUGACCUCUACAGAUGGGAAGUCCUCAUAAUUGGUCCCCCAGACACACUAUAUGAGGGUGGUGUUUUCAAAGCUCACCUGACGUUUCCCAAAGACUACCCUCAAAGACCUCCCAAAAUGAAGUUUGUUACAGAUAUUUGGCACCCUAAUGUUGACAAGAAUGGAGAUGUAUGUAUUUCUAUUUUACACGAGCCUGGGGAGGAUAAGUAUGGCUAUGAGAAACCUGAAGAGCGCUGGCUGCCCAUCCACACAGUUGAAACCAUCAUGAUUAGUGUUAUCUCUAUGCUGGCAGACCCAAACGGUGACUCCCCAGCAAAUGUGGACGCUGCUAAACAAUGGAGAGAGGACAGAAAUGGUGAAUUCAAAAGAGAAGUUUCCCGUUGUGUACGAAGAAGCCAAGAGAUGGCAUUUGAGUGAUAUUUAGCAUGAUUCUAACUCAAUGUUUUCAGGUUUUGCCUUUCUCCAGGUUUCAACUUUUCAAUCGACAUGGCACUGUCUCUUGUUCCAUUUGGGAUCAGACCUGUCCUCCUAUUUUCAGCAGAACUGGUCUGGCUUUUCCUCGGGCUGCAACUGAACAUACCAGUGACUACCAAGGCUGAAUGAAAGCCAAGCAAGUGCCAACAAAACAGGAAAAAUAAUAAUUACAGUUUUAUUUGAGUCUAUGAACUGCUUCAAUCUUCAGGAAGAUAUUGUAAAGACAUGUAAAUAGCACAGACUAAACCGGAUAAUAUAUUCACUUUUUCCAUUCGUUAGGAGUCUUUGACCAAAUAAAUAGCACUGGUUUAUUUUUCUCUACUUUUCCUUUCCAUUUUGAGUGUGCAUUAGUUUUUGUUUUAAAUGGAUGUCCUUACAAGAUGGUGGGAUGCCUCUGGAUAUACCUGAUCUCACAAGAGCUCAAGAAAGUCUUCAAAUACCCCAUUGUUGCUUUUAAUUACAAACUAUAUUAAAUUAAGAUUAAUAAAGUUACCGCAACAGUUAUGUUUUGUUAUCAGAUUAAAGUCUUACUUAUAGCCACUAACUCACAGAAAAUCCCCUUUGUGUGCAUGUAGUUUUUUUGUUGACAUUUUUCUAAAGUGCCUCCUAAUAAAAUCCCUGGCUUCUAAACCCUGAAUUUAACACAUUGAAAUGAAAAGAUAAGCAUUUUGUAAACAAGUCAAAAUUGUAUCAUACCAAUGGUGAGUUCUUGGUGUAGCAAUAAUCUGGUAUCGCAUAAUUUUCAAUAUUCUUUUAUUUUAUUUGCUAUUUAACGUGUGUGUCGUCCGUAGGAAUUGUUGUGCAUGCUUUAGUCUUUUUAUAGUUUACUUUUUGAUGAAUGGGAUUCUAGUUUGCAAGCUUGUGUGUUUCUGUAAAGAUCUGUCUCUUGUUUUCUUUUUUGACCAACUUUACUUGAUCCAAUCUCCUCACUGCUCUCAGAUUUAUUUCCUGGUCUCCUCUAUGUACAAAGAAAAAUACUGAUGUAUAUUUUUCCUGUUAUGAAAUUUGUCUUCUGUAGUGACUUCUAAAGUUGUAAAGUUCUAAAUUUUUUUCAAUA